AUGGCGAAAUCUAAUCUAAAAGAGGAAGGCGAACAUCAAGAGACGGAGGCGGAGAAAGCAGACGGUCUUGAAUUAAUUUCUGUUGGAUCUCUCUAUAAAGGUGGCUCUUGGGACAAGAAGUACUGGAGCUUGUCUAGGGGUAAAGAUCGGUAUCCUUAUCCUGUUGGAUACCAAGCUCGUCGAGCUUACAAUGGGAGAGCUUAUAAGAUGGAAAUUCAUGAAGGUCCUAAAGGGCCUUUAUUUGUGAUUACUUCCACUGAUGGAUAUUCAUGUUCCGGUCAAACUCCUGAUAUUGCGUGGCAGAAAUUUCAGAAGAAUUGUUGCCCUCGCACAAAGGUUUGGCAUGGAAAAAGAUUUUCAUGCAAGAUAGAUGGCAUAGAGUUUUUUGGGUUCAAAAAUCCAUUUGUCCAGAGGUUACUUCGAGAACUGGUGGCAAAUAUAAAUGGAAUUGCAGAACAAAACCUAUUAUCCCCCAGCUUCUGCAAUGGGGUCUCUAGAACAGAGCAAAACAACCAAUUUCCAGAUGCACUCACACAUCCCGAUCUACUACCCUACUUGGCAAGAUCACAGGUCAAGGGGAAGAGAAGUAAGAGACGAGAAAUUACAAAUCCUGAGUCAUUAAGUACUGCUGGCUUUAAAAGAUCCUGUUCUGAAGAUGCAAUGUAUGUUGCCGAGCCAUCAAAUUCAGCACAUGAAAAUUACAAGCAACGGAGGUCCUUGCUUCCCUCUACUUUUAGUUUUAACAAAGAGCAGGAAUCUUGUAAACUUCCAGGAACAUCGUCAACUGCAGUGUGCGUAAAACCUGUAGCUGGAGGAGACACCAGUCACUCAUCAGCCAAAGAUGGUUUUUCCUUUAAGUCAGUUGACUGCUCUGAUCAUUUUACAGAAAAAGCUGCGCCUGGCCUUGAAGAAAGCAGGCUUGCUAGAUCUGAAAGUUCUAAAUCCACUACUAGAGUCGUCAACUGGUCUGUAGAAGAAAAACUUCUUGAUAGGUCACUGGAUGCUAAAGUGGAAGGGUUGAAUUUUACAAUGUUCGGGGAAGGCCAAGAUGGAGAUGCGACAGCUCCAAAAGAUGCUGAAUGUGUCCACGAUGUUGAUCUUUGUGCACCUGAUACCUUAGAAUUUGUGCAAGGUUAUAUUACAAAUUCUGCUCAAGCCACCCUUGAUAAAAGUACUUGCAGUGUGAAAGAAGAGUUCCUUGUGACUGAGGCCAUUAUUUCUCAAGGAUUGGUAACUGAAUCACACCCAGAAGAAGUGAUAGGCACCCCCAACUCAAAUGGAAGUUCUGAAAGAAGUGAUUUUGAUUCAGUAGGUCAAGAUGUAGCCAAGUCAAUGAUGACACUUCUGCUACCACAAGCAAUACCUCUCCUCAAAAAAAAUUCAAGAAAGAAAACGAAAACCAUUAGUUAUUCAGAGAAUUUGCCUGGUACACCAAAACCUCUGGAAAAUAAUGAUGAAAAUGGCCAAUUUGUCGAGGCUCAAUCUCCUGGUGUAUGUUGUUCAGUUCUCCCAGGUUCUGAACAUGUGAAGUCUGUUGUUCUUGACAGUUUCGAUGAUGACCAAUGUGGGGUUCUUGUAACAAACCAGCGAAUAUUAUCCUCGAACACUGCUGAGGCUGAUCAACCCUGUUUUGAUACGGACGCAUGUCCGCCCUGCAGAGUGGAGCAGUUUGCUAAUGUAGAUGCGAUGGAGUCGUCAGUUUGUCAGGUUGACACUGGUGGGAUUAAAGACAUCUUUUGUGACAAGGAAGUGCAAUUGGCUUUGGGUAAAAGACCUCAGGAUGGUAAUCUAUACCCUUAUGAAUCUGUUUCUGGCUGCAAGUCUGCCAAUGAAAAUGUUCUGUAUGAAGAAAAUCACGAUUUUUGCAAAAAAUUGGAUGAAAAGUCCAAAGGUUCCCCAUUCCUUUCUGGGGAAAAAGAUCUCGAAUCUGCAACUGAUUUCAAUGAUGUGGCUACUAAAAGUGAUAUGAGCCAAAGAGGCUUAAGCAGUUCUGUGCAAUUAUCAAGGAAUGACAUCAGUGUUAAGGCUGAGACUACUGAAUUGGGUAAUUCAUCUACUGGUCAAGUGCUGAAAAAGGUAUAUACCAGAAAAAGGGUGUCAAAAGCAGCAUCUUCAACAAGAAAAUGUAAUGCUUCAUUCUCAGAAGGUAUAAUAUGUAGAAAUUUGAGAGAUGGUUCUAUCCCAGAAACUACAAGACCUUUGCCUAACUUAGAGACUUUCCAGAUGAGCUCUUCUGUGGACAAACCACAUAAAAAUGAUAGUUUUGGUGCUGAACCCAGGGUUGGAGACCACUUCAACGGCUUGCACAUAGACAAAACUACUACUAGUCCCAACCCUGUAGUGGAGAGUAUUUCACCUUUUACAUCACAAACUCGAACAGUUUCCUGUGUUUCCACGGGCGAAGAUGCUUCAAAUCCUCUUGCUCCUCCUGUUUCACAAAUAGAAAAACCACAUGCUUGUUCUGAAGCCAGGCUGGUUGUGAGCCAGAAUACUUCAGAUGCAAAUAGACCAGUAUUAUCUCUGAAACAAGGAACGGCAUUCUCUUGCAAUAAUACAUCCAGUGUCAAGGAAGUUCAGACGAAUUCAGACCUGAAACUACACAGGAAUUUGAAGCUUAACAAUGAACUAGAGGGCGUCAUUGAGCUUGUGGGGGAAGGAAAAACAGAUUGUAUGUGCUCAACAUGCACAUCAAACUGCUUUGAGCAAAGUACAUUGAAGAUUGUGCAAGUAAAAACUGGAUAUGUUUCAGUCCUGGUAAAAUUGAGAACAGUUGAUAGCGUGCAGUGUAUAUUGGUCUGUGAACCUAACCAUCUCAUUGCUGCUGGAGAGAGUGGGAGACUGCAUCUCUGGACCAUGAACUUGGCAUGGAAGGCACCAACAGAAGAAUUUGUCAUUUCAGCCAAUGAUUACAUAUCCCCUUGCAUAGCUGAGUUGAAGAGAAUUCCAAACUACGCUUCUCUAGUCAUUGGGCAUAACGGCUUUGGGGAAUUUACUGUAUGGGAUGUCUCAAAGCGCAUGUUCAUGUCUAGGUUCUCUUCUCCAAGUGCUUCAUAUUGCCAGUUCUUUCCAAUUAGUUUGUUUAGUUGGCAAAGGGAAGUCCAUGGUUUCCACUACUCUAAUGUGGAGGAGCAGAUCAAUGGAAUCAUAGAUGCAACAAAAUUGCAGUUUUCAGAGAACAGUGAGUACCAUUCCUUACCUACAUUAGACGGGGAAGAUACUGCCAUCUGGCUUCUUGUCUCAACCAACCCCGAGUUGGAUACUCAAGAAGACUAUAUAGCAAGUGAUUCCGGUGUAAAUCCUGUUGGAUGGUGGAGGCUAGCUCUACUGGUGAAAAAUAUGUUGAUCUUGGGAAGUGCAUUGGAUCCAAGGGCUGCUGCUAUUGGUUUGUCAUCUGGCAAUGGGAUCAUUGGCACAUUUGAUGGACAUGUGUAUAUGUGGGAAUUGACGACAGGGACUAAACUUGGCACUCUGCACCAUUUCGAAGGUGAAAGUAUUUCCUGUAUUGCUACUGACAAUUCGAAGCCAGGAGUCAUUUCAGUAGCAGGUAACAAAGGACAGGUGCUGGUUUAUCGACGGUCACAACAAGCAAAUGAAUGA
Molecule: messenger RNA, 3597 nt
Organism: Dovyalis caffra
Lineage: Eukaryota; Viridiplantae; Streptophyta; Magnoliopsida; Malpighiales; Salicaceae
Source: the annotation of a GenBank genome assembly